AUGAAUAAUAAUUCUAAUAACUACAACAAUAAUUACAAAGUUUCCAAUAGUAGUAUUAAUAAUACUAACAACUUUCAUAGUAAUAUUAGUAAUAGUUAUAAUAGUAAUACUAAUAUUUCUACAAAUAUACGUGACAAUUAUAAUAGUAAUGUUGAUAAGAAUAUCAAUAAUAAUUUUGAUGAUAAUAUUACUUCUCUUCAUACUCCUACUUCGAAUAAUAAUAGUAAUAAAUCAAAAGAUUCAAAAGAAAGUGAGUUAGAUCAUAUUCAAAAUGAAAAUGAAAAAAAUGGAACUAAUGAAAAUAAACAUAAAACUCAUAUAGAAACGCUAAGAAAACUAAAAUCAAAUCAAGAAAUUAAUUUAAAAAGGGGAGACGAAAUAAAUAAAAAUAUUUGUUUAUUUAUUUCUGAUGACUUAAUAUUAAAAAGAAACAAUGAAGUUCUAAAUGAAUUUAUAAAAAAAUUAUCUAUAAAUACUUUCAAUUUGUAUUUUCCAAAAUAUUCAAAUAAUUAUAAUCAAAUUCCAAUGGUUUUACUUUUGUUGAGUGGAGAAAUAGAUGACAUAUUAAUUGGUUUAAAAUAUUUGACUGAUAAUAUUGACCAAAUCAACUUUUUAGUGUUAAACUUUUUAAAUAAAUUAAAAAAAAAAAAAAAAGUUAAAAACAAUCAAGUAAUUUUAUAUUUAAUUGAUUUUGUUUUAAAUAAACUAUAUGAAAAAAACUUAAAUUACCGUUACAAAAAGACAUACAUAUUAGACUUUUAUGAUAAUCUAGUGUAUAAUAAAAAAACAUUUUUUGAGCCAGGAAUAUUUAAUGAUGCUAUUGACAUAAAAGAUUUAAGGUUAAUAUAUUUUUACAAACAUGAUAUAAAAAUAAAAAAGGAAAAAAGUUUUAUUAAAAAGAAUCAUUUAGCUAAUAAUAAUGACAUGAGUAUCAAUGAAAUGUAUGCAAUGAAUAACUUUAGUAUUAAUAGUAAUUUAAUCAAACAAGAUUUUCUAAUAAAAAAUAGUGCAUACGACUUAAAUUUUAAAUAUUUUAUAAAAAAAAAAAAAAAGUUGGUUGGUGAAAUACCUGUGCCUAAUAGAUACAUUGGGUUGUUUAAGUGCUUUAAAGAAAACUCAAUAUUUGAUUGUGAAUAUUCCAAUAUUUUUUUAAUGAAUAAAAAAUUGUUCACUAAUAUUAAUAAGUGCGUCAAAAAAUAUAUAAAUGAUAAAAAAAAAUGUAGUAAAAAAGAAAAUGAUAUUUGCAAUUGCAUAACUAAUAUAAUCGUAAACAUAAACAGUGAUGCUAGACUUCGUGAAAUAGUUAAUACAGCUAAAAAUGAAGUUAAAAAUGUAAAAAAUAUUUUAAUAAAAAUAAAAAAGAUUGAAAAUUUAGUAGACAAGUUAAUUAAAUAUGAUAACGAAAAUAUAAUUAUAAAUGAAGAAGAAAAAAAAAAAAACUAUCAAGGAAAAGGAGCAAAAGAAGAAGAAGAUACUAAAAACGAUAAAAAAAAUGAAUAUGAUGAAGAUAAUGAAAAGAAUGAAUAUGAUAAAGAGAGUGAAGAUGAUAAAGAAAGUGAAGAUGAUAAAGAAAGCGAAGAUGAUGAGGAAAGUGAAGAUGAUGAGGAAAGUGAGAAUGAUGAAGAAAGCAAAGAUGAUGAAGAAAAUAAAAUUAAAGAAGACAUAAAUCAAGAAAGUACUGAAUAUUGUAAAACUACUGAAAAUUAUUAUAAUAGAGACAAUAUUCACAAACAAGAGAAUGAAAAAGAAUUAGACAUUAUUGAUAGAAAAGAUGGAUUUAUCAUAAAUAGUAAAGGAAAUUCAGUUAUAGCAAAUUACAAUAAAAGUAAUAAGUACAAAGAAAGUCAAAAAAAAAACAAAAGAAAAUAUUGCGAAAUAGAAAAAAAUAGCUUAAAAGAAAAGAGUAAUGAUUCUAUAUUUAAUAAAUCAAGUAAUUCUUUAUCAAAUAAAAUUCAUGAGAGAACUUUUUCUGAAAUGUUUUCCUCUGAAGAAAAGAAAAAAAAAAAAAAAAUGGAAAAUUAUGGUGAGGAUAGUGAAAGUAUAAAAACUUUCUAUUUUGAAAAUUUUGACUUUAACUUUGUUUUACUUGGAAGUGUAAAAAAAGGAUCAGAUAGGCAUAAAUCAUUAUUGUUUAAAGUGUUAUGCGAUUCUUUGGAUAUUCCUUGUAGAUUCGUUCGCUACAUUAAGAACAAAAAUGUAAAAUAUUUUAAUCUUGUUUUAAUACCAUCUAUUCCAGAACAUAAUAUUAUUGAAAGUAUUAUACCUAUAUUUUGGGAGAAAAAGAUAAAAAAUAAAUUAAAUUUAAAUACACAAUCUAAAAUAACAAUUUCAAAUUUUCUAAAUAAUAUAGAAAUUAAAUUUAAUUAUCUUGAUAAUUUUUUUUUAAAAAUAUGGAAAAAUAAUAACGAAUUAAUUGAUUUAGAUGUCUAUUUUACUUUUAAAAAGAAACUAGGAAUUGGGGGAUUUGGUGAAGUAUGGAAAGUAUCACUUAAAAAUGAAGAGUUUUAUAGUUCUUUUUUUUUUUUUAGUAUAAAAAAUACUUCAAAUUUCGCUUUAAAAAUAAUGGACAUGAAUGAAUUUAAUUUAAAUGAAUCUCUUAUCAUGAGAGAAAAAGCACAUAUUAAUGUAAUACAAAUUUAUUGUGUUUUUAAAGGUUAUCAAAUAUUAAUAAAUAGACAACACGAAAAAGAAAAAAAAGAAUCUCUUUGUUUUCUUUUAGAGCUAGCUGAUACAUCAUUAGAGAAAGUGUUCUGUGAUAAUAGCAUAAUAUAUAAUUUAAAUUUUAUAAGAAUAACUCUUUUAGAAAUAGCCAAUGUAAUGUCGCAUAUUCAUAAGCCAAAUAUUAAGCAGGAAUUUUACAUUUAUCGAGAUUUAAAACCAGAUAAUAUUCUGAUAAAGAAUAAUAAAAUAUUAAUAACUGAUUUUAAUUUAUCAAGAAAGGUAGAUCAAAAUUUUGAAUAUUUAAUGAGUCAGUGUUGUGGAACAAUAGGACAUUUAGCACCUGAACAGAAAAGUGUAGCUUAUGAUAAGAAUGUUGAUAUUUGGGCUUUUUCAAUUAUUAUAUCAAAAUUUUUAAAACAUCAAAAUUUUCAUUAUUUUUCUCAUCACAAUUAUAAUAUUAAUUUAAAUCAUUUUCAUAUUCAAGAUAAAUUUUUAAUAAAUCUACUUUUAGCCUGUAUUGAUGAUAAUCCUUUUAUGAGACCUACUUUUGAUGAAAUAACUAAAUUAUUAAUCAAUGAAAUAAUUAGAAAUGAAUUGGAAAAUUACUUUAGAUCCAAAAUUAUUAACACAUUUAAAGAAAAAUAA
Messenger RNA from Plasmodium relictum, 3306 nucleotides. Its product is annotated as protein kinase, putative. Gene Ontology annotation, cellular component: cytoplasm. The transcript is spliced from 15 exons. Lineage: Eukaryota; Apicomplexa; Aconoidasida; Haemosporida; Plasmodiidae. The coding region runs from base 1 to 3306 and encodes 1101 amino acids. Gene Ontology annotation, molecular function: ATP binding; protein kinase activity. The record is from RefSeq and is a predicted model, not a curated record. Gene Ontology annotation, biological process: signal transduction; protein phosphorylation.